Messenger RNA from Marchantia polymorpha subsp. ruderalis, 2225 nucleotides. NCBI's taxonomy places the organism in Eukaryota, Viridiplantae, Streptophyta, Marchantiopsida, Marchantiales, Marchantiaceae. The record is from the annotation of a GenBank genome assembly.
GGACUGGAUUGGCGUUGAUGCUUGAUGUGGUGGCUUUUGUGUGUUGCUGCCCCGACUGGCAGCAGCAGCGAUGCUCGGAGGCAGAGUGAUGCAGGGCGGGCAGGGGGAGCUUUGAGCCUGGAGCCUUGGGCGUGAAGCCAAGCUUGUCGCGGCGCCGGGCUUUGUCGUUCUCGGGCGUCCUUUUCGAGAGGCCAUUGCGCAAAACAAAGCCCGGCUCCGAGUCGUGCUAUUGCCCACACAGCACGAGACCUGAACUGACGAGCCGAGCGACGGCACUGGACGACGCCGAGGUGAGCACCAGCCUGCCCCUGCCAGAUCACUCCUUUCUCCUUCUCCUUCUCUCUCUCUGUGUCUCUCGGGAUUCGUCGAUCGUUCAUGAGUUCGCGAGGCAAGCGAUCAGAAAGCGAGGGCGCGAGAAGGGAACAGACCCGUAUAUUUCCAGUCUCUCACCUACAAGCGCUUGCGUAUUUCUCCCGUAUCUCGGCUCCUUCGUGAGGUGUGCCAGUUCUCUGUGCGGAAAGGCCCAUGCGGUCUCGUUGAUUUGAUUUCGGUGUGGACGAAGAAGAAGGUGAUUCAGUUUCUUUGAAGGUGGUUCAUCAUGGACGCUCUCAAAGCUGCCGGAAACGAGGCUGUGCGCCAAGGCGAUUACACGGCUGCUCUUGACAGCUAUCAGCAGGCCUUAUCAGCCGCCGAUGACAAUACCUCGGCUGACGAGAUUGCCGCUCUUCACAGCAACUGCUCUUUCGCUCAUCUGAAGUUAGGCCAACUUCAAGAGGCUCUUCAAGAAGCCAACAAGUCUGUUGCCGCUAAAAGCAACUGGAGCAAGGGUUACUUCAGGUUGGGUGAAGCACAUUUUGCCCUGCGUGACUACUCAACUGCAGCAGAGGCUUACGCGAAAGCCUCAGAAUUGGCACCUGAAGACGCAACACUCAAGAAGCGUGUUGCCUUAGCGACGGAGGCUGUGGAUGGAUUUUAUUUCAGACAGCUACUACCUGCUAGAGACAUCUGUUUGGCCCCUUCGAACAUAAUCGAAAGACAGAUCUUCAGCAGUGCCGAACAAAUGCAGAACUACAUAUAUCUUAUUGGCGAUGCCAGAACCCGUGAAUGUGUGGUCGUAGACGCGGCAUGGGAUGUGAAGGGUAUUAGAGCUAUUGCUGCUGCCGACAACAUGAAGCUGGUUGGAGCUGUUGUUACCCACUAUCACUUUGAUCAUGUGGGAGGUAUCCCACCCCCUCCAUUUGAUUCUUUUGGUAUCAAAGUGCCCGGAGUGUCUGAUCUUGCGCUAGAAGAUAAAGUGAAGGUAUACGUCAAUAAACAUGAUGCACAAACCGUGAAAACGAAGUGUGCAGUCCCUGCAGCAUCGAUGGUAUUGUUGGAGGAUGGUGGAGUUGUCAACAUUGGAAGUGUGAAGAUGCACUUCAUUCACACUCCUGGUCAUACCCCUGGCAGUCAGUGCAUUCACAUUCCCAGGAAAGAUGGGGACCUCUUGAUAUCUGGAGACACUCUGUUUAUUGGAAGUUGUGGAAGACUGGACUUCCCCGAUUGUGAUCCAAAAGCUAUGUAUAGCAGUCUCCAGAAAAAGCUCGCAAGUUUGCCAGAUUCCACCAGAGUUUACCCAGGACAUGAUUAUGGCGGUCCUUUCACGACCAUCGCAGACGAGAAAAAGCAAGGACUUUUGAAGGGUAUGACUGAAAGUCAUUGGUUGAAGAUGCACCAUCGGUUCUGAUAAGGGAAUGAUAGCAUGGGUCUCAGUUUUUGCCGAGUUGUGAUAUGAUGUAUUCUGUAGAUAUGUAAAUGAUUUUAAUUUUUUUAGCUUGGGUGUUGAAGGAAAUUUUUAUAGGAUUUCCUUCAACCAAAUCUCAUCUAGAUAUAGGUUUAGAUAAGUGUUUCACUGUAGCGUCUUUCGGACAUUCAGUAGACAGAUGGAGUAAUUUUUGAAGAAGCUCGCCAUCUUCCAAUCUGUUCCUCACCACGAUCGCCAAGAAGGCUAUUGAUAAUCUGCAUGGUGCUUGAGAAGCCAUGUCAGUCAACCUUCUUAGUGUCAAAGGAGCAAGUAGACUCGAUCCGGCAAAACGAAAUCUGCUCAGGAAUCGUUUGACUUAUAGACAAAUCUCUAGUCUCAAGUAUUGAUAGGUGGGAACCAUCACGUGUUUCAAUCACAAACGACUUUCCAUAUCAAUUGAACUCCACCUUAUCGUCUUGUUUAUCUUUUGUGACCUUCUGCC